This is a messenger RNA of Chara braunii, 1849 nucleotides long. The record is from the annotation of a GenBank genome assembly. Lineage: Eukaryota; Viridiplantae; Streptophyta; Charophyceae; Charales; Characeae.
GCAUGUUUUUUGUUUUUUGGUUGGGUUGUGUCUUAUAGGUUGUGGCCUUCUUUCUUUCCGGGGGCCGGAAGGUCUGCUGUAUAUAUUUAAUUCAAUAGAAGCUUGGUACCUGUAGUGUWGGAGGUGGGAACUGGAYAGAUUYUAGAGAAUGUGCCCCCUAGGAGGUCCUCCCACAAAGAAGAGAAAGCUGAGUGACAGAGGRGCCGUCCUGUGUCCCUCCUUGUCGCCUCUAGUGGUAAAKGAGGAGGAUGMAAAGCAUGACGAACAGUUCUUGUCCGCGGCCCGGGCCAUUCUUAGUCGUCCAGAAUUGCUCGACAUCACGUUCGUAUGCACAGAUGGAAGAGAGGUGCGGGCAAAUCGAGCAUUACUGGCAAGUGGGAGUGAGUACUUUUCCAGACUGCUUUAUGGGGAUAUGAAGGAGAGUUCGAUGGACACCAUACCUCUCCCUGCUGCCAGGGCCAGCAGUCUUCAGGUUGUGGUCAGUUACCUGCAUGGUCAUCGAUUGAGAUUGGACGCCGACAAUUGCUGGGAUGAAAUGCUCGACGUGUACUGCCUGGCAGCGCAAUAMCAGGUCGAUCUCUUAUGCCRGAGGAUCUUACUCCUUGUGCCAAACCUCAUUUACGCACGUGAAUUUGGAGAUCUGCUAAAUGMGGCGAUCCCGAGGCAUGCUGAGGAAUUGCUAAAGGCUGCAGUUGAAGCAAUGAACAAGGUUUUGGUAUUUGAUUCGACGUCAUUCCAUGAGUGGAAGAAAGAGAGCAUAGUAUACUGCCUCGAGAACGUGCGAUUCCAUCCGAAUGUAACGGAGACGAUGGUGGCCGAGGCUGCUCUCUCUGCAGCAUCCAGCGGCGAUUGUGUUACUGUUGAGGAAGAUUAUGCGCAGAAUGCGUCUGUCAUGCGGGAUUGCACUGCUGAAGGGUCUGACGACUCUAAAACUUUCGUAAUGAAGGCAGUGCCGAGUUAUUCAAAAGGUGAGAAAAACUGCUACAGUGUUGCAGUAGGCUCACUGUCAAGGGACGACUUGCAAGAAAUAUUGGAAUGUCACAUCAACCUUGCAUUUCAUGAUCCCUCCUUUCUGAGAAAGAGUAUCGAGCCAGUGCGAAUCGUGCGCCCAGAGGUGCUUGCUGCAGUUUAUAGAGUACAUGCCAUAUGCUUUUCACGAGGAUUGUCGACAAAGUCUUUUUUCAAAGCACCGUGGCGUUCUCUAAGUCCCAGAGUCUCAUUUAGACCAGUGAAAUCACCCGGAGGUGAAAUCUGYCGUGCUUAUGCUGAUGUCUCGCUCCCAUCUCUAUGGCCCCGUGAUCCAGAAUCCAGCUACGUGCUUUCAGAGCAGCUGCCACAGCAAAUUGAGCGUAUACAUGAAAAGGACAUGAACACUGCAACACUUCAGUUACCCCUUCGCAGUGGCUUGCACAUAUGGAGGCUCUCUGUGGACUCAGAAACAUCGAGUGACAAUCUUGGCGCUGGUGUUAUUUCAGCAACUGCAUCAGAUGGUUUUGGCCUGGCAAAAGAGAAAGACUGCUGGCUCUUAUAUGGUGACCUUGAAACAAGUGGUGGCAAGGAAUGCGAACAGACAUUUUUGGAUUCRCCUCAGGGMAAAAAGUUCAGCGAAGCUAUGGUUGUGAUAUUAGACAUGACCAAGCGAUCGYUGAGUUUUUCCAGUACAGUAAAGCAGUACCUCGAUCACACCGGAGAUUAUCCUGSUGCCUAUCUUAAUCUUYCGUGUGAUAUGCCACUGUACCCUGCUGUGUAUAUGGAGGAACCCGGUUCUGUUGAGAUARAAUGGAUUCAAAGUUCUCCCCGUGAGCAGUCAGUCCACCCAAUCUAACCUCUAGAUUUGUCUGUUAGAUUC